AAGCAAAAUACAAAAAAAAAACAGAAAACAGUAAAAAAAUGACGUUGAAUACGUAAAUAAAGAAAUUUUUGCAGUGAUUUUUGUUAAAAUUUCCAAUAAAAUUAAUUCAAAAUAAUGUUAAAAAGUGUAGCUAUAGAAAUAUGAGUUGGUUUGAUACAAAAAGUUUUGCCAGUUUGGCAAAAACAGCUUUGAAAGAAGCCCAAAAGAAAAUCGACAAAGUGCUUGACAUACAAGAAGAUGAAUUGGAUGGUAGUAUUUCUGCAAGUUUAGUGGGGGAAAAUGCUCUAGAUGGUAGUAUAGCUGGAACCAUAACGACGGAAAUAACAGGUAAUGUAAAAAGAUUUCCCGGAGCUGCUAAUCGUUCGGAAAGUGCCGAUGAUGCUAAACCUAGUGAUGCGGAAGAAAGCCCUAUGCAAGUUUCUGCGUCAUCACCGGAUUUAUCUGCCGAAACAUUUCUCAAAGAAAUAGAACAAAAGGAAAUGAUAACUACUCCACCAAAAGUAGGUGAAAUUACUAAGGAAAUAGAAGCUUUAACAGCCACUGCAUCCGGUUUAGAAAAAGCUACAGUAGUACCAGUAGAGUUGCCGGAUAAGAGAACUUCGGUGGCCUCCACCUUGGAAUCAGUAGAUGUCCUAUCACCUCCUCAAAUAUCACCGUGCUCGGAUGAAACAACUGAUAUUUCUGAAUCGGUGGAAUUAAUAACCGCGACCAGUGAUAUAAUGACCUCAGAAUCUGAACGUUUAUUACCAGCCACAGCUACAUCGGAUAGUAUUGUUAUAAUAGGUAGAUCAAGUGAUGCAGGUUUGGAAAAUGAAAUUAAUGUUCUUGAAAUGGAAAAUACCAACCUAGAUGAUUCGGGGAAUUUCGAUACAAAAACUUUGGUGGAAAGUAUGGAAGACACCACCCAAAGAACUUUUACGGCUAUGGACAGCAGUACUGCUAGUAAUAAACUCUUGCAAUCGAUGGAAAUGGUGCCAUAUGAACUUCAAACUAUUGACUCUGAUUCGACGCAAAGCUUUGAAGAUGUACAGCUACAUUCGCCUGCAAGUGGGGUUAAUGCCACUAACUCUCAGCUUAUAAAGAAAAUUUCACGUAGUAGUAAAAGUGACACCUCACCGCCUAAUUCCAAUGACGAAAUGGAAACAGCCACUUCAUCGGAUAUUGAAAUAAUUUCUAACCCUAAUGGUGAUGCCUCAAGCACGGCUAGCACUACCACACGUACCAGUCCUUUAAAAGAUGACAAGAAAGCCGAGAAUACAAAUAUUUCCUUACCACCCUUGGCAGCCAAUAAUUCAUUGCUAAUCGGUCGCAAAGGACAUUGUCGUGAACCUUCGGAAAUAUCCAUACUUUCGAUGGAUUCACAAUCUGAAGAUGAAAUAGAGAAACUUUUAAAACGUAUUUCAGAAUUAAAUAGCAUAGUGGAGGCAAGAGAAUUGCGCCUACUGCAGUCUGAAAGACAAAAUGCUGAAUUACAAGAACGUAAUAAUGAACUACAGGCUUUAGUCAACACUAACAAUUUGCAAUCUUCCGAAGAAUAUACAAAACGUGUGUCGUCACUUGAAAAGAAAUUCCAAAACUGUAUACGAGAACGUGAUACAUUGCGAACGAAAGUAAAAGAUUUAGAAGCAAAAAUACCUAAAAGUGAUUUAAACGACGCCCUAACAGAAAGUCAAAAUAUGGUCUUGGAACUUAGACAAGAGGGUGAAAAACUGGCCAAGGAAAUCCUACAACAAUCAAAUAUUAUUAAAAAGCUCAGAGCUAAAGAGAAAACUUCCGACAACCAAUUGAAAUCCUUUAAAGAUCAAUUGUCUCUAACACACGAAGAGGUGGAACGUUUGAAAAAGACACUCUCGGCUAAAGAAGAAGUCGAGAGAACACAAAUAGAAGCCGUCCAUAAAAUGACCUCGGAAAAUCAAAGAUUAAACUCUGAUAACUCACAAAUGCGCAGUAAACUAGAUGACACCCAACAGAAACUGAAUACACUACAAAGAAGUUUCGAUGCUGUUAAAACCGAACUACAACAGCGUUCCAAACAACAUUCCGAUCUCUCGCGCACAGCCGAGAAUGUACAAGCAGUCGAAAAGGAAAAGGCUCUAGCUAAGGCCGAAAAUCAAGAGUUGCAAAAACAAUUGCUGGAGUUAAGGGAAAAAAUCAAAUCAACUGAACAGCAAGCCAUGAAAAGGGACCAACAACUGAGGGAGGAAAAUCGUCAACUCAUGGCUCGCCUUGAAGCAGCUGAAUUGCGUGCUGAAUCCUCUACACAGGAAAUAAGUCAAACUACUAUACCGUUAAUGCGUCAUUUGGAAUCGCUACAGCAGACACUUAAUCAGCGUACCGCCAAUUGGAAUAAGGAAGAGAAAUUACUUUUAGAGAAGUUAGAUGCGGCACAAACUCGCCUCAAAUCGUUGGAAACUAUUGAAGACUCUACAAAUGCUAAGAUAGAGUUAUUGAAAUCGAGAUGUCAAGAGUUGGAGGAAAAGCUUUCUCACGCCGUAAUGGAGGAGGAGAAGACAAAAAUCUCAUUACAGUUGGAGUUAAGACAGAAGGAGACAGAGUAUAAUAGACAAAUUUCCGAAAUAAAUCAAGAAUUGGAAUUAAGUCAAGUGAAAAUAAAGACCCUAGAAGAUUCUCAACUAGCCUUAAAAGAUAAACUGAAAGAAGCCGAAAGAAAAACCAUAGCAGCUGAAGAAAAUCUACAUAGAGAACAAUCAUCACAUUCUUUGACGGAGUUACAGCAUUCACCCUCGGAAAAUCCACAAAGACCACACUCUCCUGCCGUAAGUGCAGGAGUUAACUCUUUAGAAGAUGGUAUGGGCGGCAGUAUUGAUUGGCAUCAGGAUGAUUUAGAUUGUAUCUCUAAUUCUGGCCGACCUGCAGGCAUACAAGGUUUUGGGGUACAUUAUUUAUCGCAAAACACCUCAAACUUUGAAUAUUUACAAUCGAUGCUGAAACAACGUGAUGGUGAAGUGGCACAAACUCAAUGGGAGUUAUCACGUUUACAGGCCGAACGUAAUAUGCUGCAGGAAGAGUUAUCACAACUUGUUAUGGAAAUGGAAAAUCUUAAGGAGAAAUUACAAUCAUUGGAAUUAUUAGAAAUCAAUUACAAUGAUCUACAGACACGUUACGAUGCCCUCUUACAAAUGUAUGGCGAAAAGGUUGAACGUUGUGAAGAAUUGGAAUUAGAUUUAAAAGAGUGCAAAGAAGCCUAUAAAGUUCAAAUACAAGAACUUUUAGGCAAAUUAAGAACAUGAUGCAAUUUAUUAGUUUUUACGGUCUAUCUUCAAAUGUGAUGAUACUUUUCUAUUUUUUUCUCUUUUCGUUUUAAUGUUUAUUUAGAGGGUCUUGUAAAAAAGCUAAAAACUAUUUUAAAAUAUGCAACUAUUACUUCCCCAUAUCCCCCACUUUAUUAUAUUAUACAUAAAUGUAUUUGUAUUGUUAUUAUGUUAUGUAUUUUACUAGUUUAGUUAAAUAAUAAAACAAUUAUUGCAAAUAAAAAUUGA
Messenger RNA from Lucilia cuprina (Australian sheep blowfly), 3500 nucleotides. RefSeq names its product TATA element modulatory factor (gene Tmf). The coding region runs from base 141 to 3251 and encodes 1036 amino acids. Gene Ontology annotation, cellular component: Golgi apparatus; endoplasmic reticulum. The record is from RefSeq and is a predicted model, not a curated record. Lineage: Eukaryota; Metazoa; Arthropoda; Insecta; Diptera; Calliphoridae. The transcript has 5 exons.